This is a messenger RNA of Cydia fagiglandana, 403 nucleotides long. RefSeq lists its product as uncharacterized. The record is from RefSeq and is a predicted model, not a curated record. Lineage: Eukaryota; Metazoa; Arthropoda; Insecta; Lepidoptera; Tortricidae. The transcript has 3 exons. The coding region runs from base 37 to 393 and encodes 118 amino acids. Gene Ontology annotation, molecular function: glutathione disulfide oxidoreductase activity. Gene Ontology annotation, biological process: cellular response to oxidative stress. Gene Ontology annotation, cellular component: cytoplasm.
AUUGACACUUGACAGUUCAAAAACAGGUUUUAUUUGAUGGGAACUCAAAUUAGUAAAAUUAUCCGGCCCACCACCACAAAAAUGGCGAACUCAACGGAAAUUCAACUAUUCAUCAAAGACACUAUUUCUAAGGAAAAAGUUGUUGUGUUUUCAAAAUCAUAUUGCCCUUACUGCACUAUGGCUAAAGAAGUCUUCAACAAAGUAAAGCAGCCCUUCCAAGUGAUAGAGCUAGACCAGCGUGAAGACGGCGCUGAUAUUCAGGGCAACCUUGCUUCAAUCACAGGAAUCCGAACGGUCCCACAAGUGUUCAUCAAUGGCAACUGUGUCGGCGGCGGCUCUGACGUCAAGGCCCUGCAUGAGUCGGGGAAGCUAGAAUCCAUGCUUAUUGGUUGACUUACCAUUA